Molecule: messenger RNA, 3131 nt
Organism: Varroa destructor (honeybee mite)
Lineage: Eukaryota; Metazoa; Arthropoda; Arachnida; Mesostigmata; Varroidae
Product: cytochrome P450 4V2-like
Biological process (GO): sleep; positive regulation of voltage-gated potassium channel activity; regulation of synaptic transmission, cholinergic
Molecular function (GO): monooxygenase activity; heme binding; iron ion binding
Source: RefSeq, a predicted model, not a curated record
GCUCUUAAUCGUACGGCAGAAACAGCACCGUCAGCCAACAAGACGAGCAGGAAUUAACCUGGACGAAGCAAUAGCAAAUGUGUACUAACGGGUAAUUCCUGCUAGCGACUGGAGUAGCAAAUGCAUGAACGACAGUCACAGUAAUAUUUGACAAUUGACACAUUGUUCUUACCGCAUGCGGCCGCUGUUCAAAAAAACGGUUAUGGCCUGGAGAAUUGUGGUAAGGUGCGGACCCUUAGCAAAUUGAAGCUUCCUCUGUGGAACGGUUGUGAUUGUACAGUGAUAGUAUCUUGAAGGAUAGCGAACGGAUUAUACGAAAUGAAGCAGUUUGGAUGCAUGAGAUAAACAAUUACGAAAGGACACAAUACAUUGACUGAUUAAUUUCGUGUAUAAGGAUCACGGAGUUCUCGUGUGGUGACGAAUGUGUAGAUGCGGACAUAACAAUAAACAGAACGAAAUACCUGUGAACCGUAAUUGAUUACCGUAAUUAACUGAAAAUAAAUAGAUUCAAUUUAGUCAUUGCAAUGGUGUCAUCGACGUGAACUAAGGAAUCACCGUUAAGUGGCUUGUAAAAGCGAUUACAGAUCAAACAAAAUCCCUGUUCGAUUUUCUACGCUAAUUUAAUGAUAAAAGUAUACCCAUUAAGGGGUCUAGCUUAGGCCAGUGUGCGUGUGUAGAGUUCUCUGUUCGGUAUCUCAUCAUGGAGGCAAUACGACAAACAUUUGCUGGCCUUAGCGCGAUUCAGAAGACGGCUGCAAUGGUACUGGUAGCAAUAUUCGCUUCAUAUUUGUGUCUCUUCGCACACCGUUAUUAUCGAAUAUGGAAAACGCUUAGGAAUAUGCCUGGUCCUUUUUCUCGGGGAUUGGCGGGCUACAUACCGCCAGCAUAUAAUAUAUUCUGUUUAGUUCUACAACAUACGUAUGCUGAAUUCCUCGAGACUUCGACAGGGGUGUUUCAGCUGCUAAACGGCCUGUGUCAUUGGUUUGAACGGGACAGGAUAUUUAAGGUCUAUUUGGGUUUUCAACCGGCAGUUUUGGUUUACAAACCUGAAGCUGUAGAAGCUGUUCUCAAUCACUCGACCAACUUAAAAAAACCCGUCCUUUAUUCGCUGCUCAACUCUUGGCUUGGAACUGGGCUGUUAACAAGCUGGGGCAGCAAAUGGCGUUGCCGCCGAAAGAUGCUUACCCCUGCCUUUCACUUUCGAAUCCUAGAAGAUUUUCUCCCUGUUAUGAACGAGCAGGCGGAAGUUUUCGUGCAAUGUCUCAACAGGAAAGCCGAUACAAGCUUUGACAUCGUACCCAUGAUCACCAAAUGUACACUGGAUAUCAUUUGCGAAACUGCAAUGGGUGUCAGAAUCGGUGCUCAGACCGGAUCAAACGCUGCUUAUGUCCAUGACGUCUAUGCUGUGGGUCGAUUUUUUCUGGAACGAAUCGUCAGACCAUGGCUUUAUCCGGAUUUCCUAUACCUGAUGACACAAGAAGGCAGAGCAUUUGACCGCCAUGUUAAAGGAAUACACGCCUUUACCAAAGGCGUAAUCAGAGAAAGGAAAGCGAAGAAACUUCUAGAUCGGAGUGUGGGCGGUUCGGACUUCAAAAAACGUUUAGCUUUCCUAGACCUACUUUUGGACGAACACCUAAAAAAUCCGCAACUUUUGCCAGAAGAAGAUAUUCGCGAGGAAGUGGAUACGUUCAUGUUCGAGGGUCAUGAUACAACAGCGAUGGCUUUAUCCUGGACUAUUUUUCUUCUUGGCCACAAUCCCGAAGCACAGCGCAAGUGUCAGGAAGAACUGGAUCUCAUUUUCACCAAAGACGGACACACGGGUAACAAUAAGAACGAUGAGGACAGACGGCCUGCGACCGUGGAUGAUUUACGUGAGAUGAAAUAUCUCGAAUGUUGUAUUAAGGAAGCUUUGCGUCUUUUUCCUUCUGUACCGAUUAUUGGACGAGAAGUUCAUACGACUUUCGAUGUCAGUAACUAUCGGAUACCCCUGGGAAGCGUAGUAUUGGUGUUUUCUUAUGCUCUUCAUCGGGACAGCGCAACGUUUCCUAAACCAGAGGAGUUCGUACCCGAGCGAUUUCUUCCUGAGAAUAUGACUGGCAGACAUCCGUUUGCCUAUAUUCCGUUCUCAGCAGGACCUAGAAAUUGUAUAGGUCAACGUUUUGCACUAAUGGAGGAAAAAGUUGUUUUGUCAAGGCUACUGCGCGAUUUCUCAAUUCGGUCAUUAGUUGGAAUCGACAAACUUGAAAUCUCUGCGGAAAUGGUUCUCAGAUCGAGAAAUGGAAUGCCAGUGACUAUUACUCGAAGGAACCAGAACAUGAGAAAGUAGUAAUAGAAAUUACAAAUAAAUGAAGUCGCCUUAAGUGAAUUUAGUGACUAAGCAAGUUUUCAUAAAAUAAUUAUUCCUAACACGAUAUUUUUUGAUACAUAUGUUUUUCUGGAGUAACUUUUGAUUUGUCAAAAAAAAACACUAGACACAUCGUUUGACUCUAACCCCCUAUCAGCUGCUGCUCCAUACGGCUAUCCCUAUAUCCAACAUCCCUCUAUUAUAUUAUACAGAAUUUCUCGCCUAAGCUAUUAUAUAAAAUUCUGUAUAUGAGGUAACGGAAUUAUAGAGUAAAGCCAGUAUGAAGAGCAACCGACUCCAAAGUCACUUGGUAUUGUUGGGCAAAUUCCUUAACUUACUCAUUGGUAAAUAUACUUGGACCAAUUGUAACAAUCGCUAUGGAUAUUUACCAAACGCAACAGAUAUUCUGUUCAUUCAGUUAAUCGAAAUGAAACUUGUAAAAAUAACAACAAGUUCGUAAUUAGCACUGCAUGGGUACUUUUUAAACUAUCAUAUUAUAAUAGAAUCACUUAUACCAUGGUAUUGUUACUUGUGAAUGUUAUUGAAAAAAAUUGGUUAUUUAUUUAGCGGCGUUAUGUUAGAAUUUUUCAUGUCAGAAUAUUUGCAGCAUAUAAGGCUAACAUUCGGACAUUUUUGUUGUUGUCAUUCAUUUUUCAAGAUUUGUUCAUCUAGUUUACUGUUAAUACGUUCACUGAAAUUAUAAAACACAAACUGUGGUUGUUUCAGAAAACCUGCCUUUGCUCUGCUUAUCUUACUAUUUCGAAUAAAUAUCCUAAGUAGUUACGAG